Molecule: messenger RNA, 483 nt
Organism: Cotesia congregata
Lineage: Eukaryota; Metazoa; Arthropoda; Insecta; Hymenoptera; Braconidae
Source: the annotation of a GenBank genome assembly
UUAUAAAAUUAAUUUGAUGGGUGUUGAUGUUCUAUUAUGACAGAUCACCAAUAUGAGGUUGAGGAGCUUGUGCUAAUUGAAGAAGCUGAGGUGGUGGAUUUUGCUGUUGAGCUUGUGCUAAUUGAAGAAGUUGCGGUGGUGGACUUUGCUGUGGAGCUUGUGCUAAUUGAAAAAGUUGCGGUGGUGGGCUUUGCUGUUGAGCUUGUGCUAAUUGAAGAAGUUGCGGUGGUGGACUUUGCUGUUGAGCUUGUGCUAAUUGAAGAAGUUGCGGUGGUGGACUUUGCUGUUGAGCUUGUGCUAAUUGAAGAAGUUGCGGUGGUGGGCUUUGCUGUGGAGCUUGUGCUAAUUGAAAAAGUUGAGGAGGUGGAUUUUGUUGUGGUGCUGGGGCCAACUGGAGAACUUGAGGUGGUGGACUCGGCUGAGAAGCUAUUUGAAAAGUUUGCGGUGCAGAAGUUGGUUGCGGAGCUUGAGCUAUUUGAGUGA